GGGUUUCAUUUUGAGAAGUCUGGAAUCCGUGAUGAGUUCUUUUUGUUGGUUGGAGUUUCAUCCUGGGUGAUGCUUGAGAUUGUAGCUGCUUCGAAGCGUUGUUUCGGAGUGGGCGUAGUUUAGGUCUGGGGAUUGCAGAGGGAGGGAGAACGAGAGAUAGAUAGAGAGAGAGAGAGAGAGAGAGAGAGAGAGAGCGAGAGCGAGCGAGGCACAUGUAGGAAUUGGUCUCUGUUUUUAGCCUUUUAGAGACGUGCAAUCGGAAAUCGGCACUGGGUGUCGUGUUUAGAUUCUCUGUUUUGCUUCUUGUUUUGUAAUCAGCCGUGGAAUUUUACUGGAUGUUCCUUUUUCUUCUGCUUCUUCUUCACACUCUUCUUCCGCUAAGGCUACUGUGUACUAGACUUUGUAUCUCUUUGGGCACGCGCUUCCUUUUGCUGGAGUAUGCACAGUUUCAUUUCAAUGUAAUCUGCUGCAUGGGUGCUUGGCAGGGCUCCAUCUUUCUGAAUUUGAAUCAUACCCCUCUUUCAGAUCAAGUUGCAGAAGAUUUUGCGUCUUCAAACGAACAAGAAAAAGCUAUUGAAUUUCCCUAUAGUUUGGGAUUCGCGUGUAUGCGAGGACGAUUGGUUCCAGAUGCUUUGUUUCAAGCUCAUGGCAACCUUCCCCGUUUGCGCUUUGAAGUUGUCAUGUAGUCGAAAUCAAGAACACAAGAAGAAUUGGAUCGGAGUCUUGGGUGAAAUGUGUUCAUUCUGAAUCAUCAAACACAACUCGUGCUCUUGCGACAGCUGAAGAACGCAGCAAAGACCAAGUUCAUCAAUAUGGUGAUGCAAAGAAGAGGAUAUCUUGCAGACAGAAAGGAGUCGUGACUUAUGAGAGUGAAAAGGACAGCGACAAGACUUGGGGCAUCUGGGGGGGGGGGGGGUUCUUGAUAGUCUGGUAGAGAGUUCAGACGCAGAAGUAGUGGAAAUCGUAUAUCUUCUCUCUCUAACAAAAUACGACCGAAAUGGGAGUGAGCAAGUACUAUGUAGUGGACGAAAGGGCUUUGGCAAGUUGUGGAUUGAACAUGUCGGGCAGCGACGAUUGGACGAGGAUGAGUUGGACAACAGUGUGGACCACAUGGCUUGCACUUGGAAUCAUAUGCGUCUUUUCAUUGUCUAAGGCAAUCUUCUUCAUUUGGCGGCGACCUGUCGUUAAAUCACAAGAAGCUUCUCUCUCAACAAUUGCGAAAGUUGGAUCUGCAGCAUCCACUCGUGUAACGGAGGAAGACUUGGCGCAGGUUCUGUCAGUUUUAUCUCAGGAUGAUAAUGGUGAAAACAGCCAGUGGGAACAGGUCAUUGACAAACAGAAUGAUUCCGUGAGCUACACUGCUAAACGGCGAGAUCCAAAGGAUGGAGGAGCGACCGAAUAUCUAAGCACCACAGUGCACGAAAAUUGUUCAACUCAAGUGGUGCGCGACUAUUACAUGGACAGUGACUUUAAAGCAGGGUGGGACAGAACUUUAGUGCAGCAUAAGCAGCUGGAAGUUUGUUCGGUAACAGGGACGGAGGUUGGAAUUCUGGUUAAGAAAUUUCCUCUCAUGACCGCAAGGGAGUAUGUCCUGGCGUGGCGCCUUUGGGAGGGUGAAGACGAGUCAUAUUAUUGUGUGAUCAAGGCGUGCGAGCAUCCUGAUGCUCCGAACCAGGUGAAGUACAAGCGUGUGGAGGUUUAUAAUUCUGGGUGGCGUAUCCAGAAAGUUCCUGGAAGAGCAGCAGUCGAAGUUAAAAUGAUUCAUCAAGAAGAUGGAGGCAUGCAGCGAGAAAUGGCUAAAGUAGCUUUCAAGCGUGGCAUUUGGAGUUAUGUACUUAAGAUGGACACUCAGCUCCGACGUUACGUUUCAAAUUAUGGUCAGCUGAAAAAGGAUUCAGUUAAUGCUGUCUCUCUUGCUCAGAAGGUACCUGAAUCACUGCAGGCGACGUAUGGUUUGGGGUCGAACUCACGUCAAGAAAUCACCAAUGUUGGGUACCAGAGAGAAGGUAGUGACAAGCGGCAACUUGGUCGGCAAUCGUCGCAGAGGAAGCUGGCAAAGGGGCUGCUGUUAGUUGGGGGCGCAGUAUUUUUAUCUCAAGGCUCUGCAUCCCUUGGGGCCAAAAUUGCCACAGCUUGUAUCGUAAAUCGAGCCAUGCGGCCUGAAGGCUCCUCAAAUUUUCUCAAGAGGAUUGUUGACAGGACUCGGGUGCACAGAGUUCGUAGAGAUGUUUUGUAGAACACGCGUGUUGAGGUCAAUGGACUUUGUAUCAUUAUUUCAGUUGUAGUUAGUAAGCGGUAAAUUAUCUGGUCGACGCAAUCUGUCAGUGUUGGUGCUACGGUAGACUGCGGCGAAAGAACCUGCCCUGCUAAAUUUCUCAUACUAUGAAAAGAGUUGUAAAGAGGCGGUAUGGGUUCCAAUGAAUCUCGAGUUGGUUGUAUCUCAAGAUUUCAAUCUGACGGCUUCUGUGAAGAGAUUAUUACUUCAAAAAUAUUCUGAAGAGUAAAUUUGGUUUGCGAAUUC
Molecule: messenger RNA, 2521 nt
Organism: Physcomitrium patens
Lineage: Eukaryota; Viridiplantae; Streptophyta; Bryopsida; Funariales; Funariaceae
Molecular function (GO): lipid binding
Source: RefSeq, a predicted model, not a curated record